UUUGUAGCGUCUUACCUUUUACGAGAAACUUAGAACCGAAUAAUUCCACUUCCUCGCCCACUGGCACCACCAUCACCACCUCCACCUCCGCCAUCGCCUCCGCCUCAUCGCCACCAAUCUCCAUUUUCAUUUGUUCGUGCACAAUCUCAAACGAAAGAUAAUCCCUAAUUUUUAGAUCGUUAUUUAUACCAUACAGCUCUAUUUCACUAUAAUCUAGUGGUGUUUUCACUCCUUAAUCCUAUCUCAUCUGAAAGCUACAUUACAAGUGUCUGCAAUGGAUCGUCGAAGUUGGCCCUGGAAGAAAAAAUCAUCUGACAAGGCCGAUAAAAAUGCUGCAGCAAUUGAUUCUGCUGGUGGUACUGUGGCUUCAAGCAGAUCGCUGAUGGAUAAGGAUAACUACAAAAAACCCAACUAUGUACAGAUUUCAGUGGAAUCAUACACCCAUCUGACUGGUUUGGAGGAGCAAGUGAAAACAUAUGAGGAUCAAGUGAAAACAUAUGAGCAACAAGUUCAGACUUUGGAAGAUGAAAUUAAGGAGCUGAAUGAAAAGCUAUGUACAGCCAAUUCAGAGAUGAUUACAAAGGAAAACCUUGUGAAACAGCACGCUAAAGUUGCUGAGGAAGCUGUUUCAGGUUGGGAAAAGGCUGAAGCAGAAGCUUUGGCACUGAAAACGCAUCUAGAAUCAGUUACACUUUCAAAGCUCACUGCUGAAGAUCGGGCAUCACAUUUGGAUGGCGCUCUUAAAGAGUGCAUGCGGCAGAUACGAAACCUGAAGGAGGAACAUGAACAGAAAUUGCAAGAUGUUAUUAUCUCAAAGACCAGACAAUUUGACAAAAUUAAGCUCGAGUUUGAAGCAAAAAUAGCUAAUUUAGACCAAGAACUCCUUCGGUCUGCAGCUGAAAAUGCUACUCUUUCGAGGUCACUGCAAGAGCGUUCUAACAUGCUAAUCAAAAUAAGUGAAGAAAAAUCACAAGCUGAGGCCGAGAUUGAACUUUUGAAGAGCAAUAUUGAAUCAUGUGAAAGGGAAAUAAAUACACUUAAAUAUGAACUCCACAUAGUUUCCAAGGAGCUGGAGAUCCGUAAUGAGGAAAAGAAUAUGAGCAUGAGAUCUGCUGAGGCAGCAAACAAGCAGCACAUGGAGGGUGUCAAAAAAAUAGCUAAGCUGGAAGCAGAGUGCCAGAGGUUACGCGGUCUUGUGCGGAAGAAGUUGCCUGGUCCUGCUGCACUUGCCCAAAUGAAGCUAGAAGUUGAGAAUUUAGGCCGAGAUUAUGGAGAUUCUCGACUAAGGAGGUCACCUAUUAAGCCUCCUAGUCCGCAUCUGUCCGUGCCUGAAUUUUCACUUGACAAUGCUCAUAAAUUCCAUAAACAGAAUGAAUUUCUCACGGAGCGUAUGUUGGCCAUGGAAGAAGAUACAAAGAUGCUGAAAGAAGCUUUGGCAAAGCGUAAUAGCGAACUGCAGGCUUCUAGGAAUCUGUGUGCCAAGGCAGAAAGUAGGCUUCAAAGUUUAGAAGCACAACUUCAAGUAAACAAUCAACAGAAAGGUUCACCAAAAUCUAUGAUUCAGGUUCCUACUGAAGGUUACCCUGGUCAAAAUAUGAGUAGUCCACCUAGCUUGAUCUCCAUGUCUGAAGAUGGAAAUGAUGAUGCCCAAAGUUGUGCUGAAUCUUGGGCAACAUCAUUUAUCACUGAGCUCUCUCAAUUAAAGAAGGAAAAGAGCAGUGAAAAGCCAAUUAACACAAAAAAUGCUAAGCACUUGGAGCUCAUGGAUGAUUUCCUGGAGAUGGAGAGGUUGGCUUGCUUAAAUGCAGAUGAUGCGAUGACAAUUUCAGAUUCUCCAAACAAUAAGACAUCUGAAAUUCAGAAUGGUGAUCCUUCAAUUGAUGUCUCUUCAGUCAAGGAUACCCUGUCUGAAGGACAGUCUAUUGUGAAUCCAUUAGUGAAUUAUGUAUCUUCAAAUAUGGAUUCUGAUUUGGGACCUAAUGCAGACCAGUCACCAUUGAUGAAGCUCCGGUCAAGAAUUUCCAUGUUACUCGAGUCUACAUCUAAUGAUGCUGAUGUGGGAAAAAUUUUAGAGGAUGUUAAACGUGUUGUGCAGGAUGCACAUGAUGCUUUGUGUCAGCAGUCAGUAAGUUGUGUUUCUGAGCAAGUGAGUACACUUGAUGAUGCUGCAUGCAAUGGGCAGACUUGUUCUGAAGAUGCCAUCUUAACAGGAGAGAAGGAAAUCAUUUUGCCCCAAGAUAUUAAGGCAGCCACAGAGCCGGUACACUCAGUGUCAAUCAGCCAAGAGUUGGUUACUGCCAUUUCUAGUAUUCACGAUUUUAUUUUGUGCCUGGGCCAGGAAGCAAUAGCAGUUCAUGACACAUCCUCUGAUGGUGAUGGUCUGAGUAAAAAAAUUGAGGAAUUUUCUGUCACCUUUAAUAAAGUGUUAAACGGCGAUACAAGUUUGGAUGGUUUUGUUUCUGACCUUGCUCGUGUAUUAGCAAAAGCCAGUGAGCUUAGAUUUAAUGUCCUGGGUUAUAAAGAUCCUGAAGGAGAAAUCAAUAGUCCUGAUUGCAUAGAUAAGGUUGCCUUACCUGAGAAUAAAGUCCUUCAGAGGGAUUCUUCAGGAGAAAGAUAUCAAAAUGGUUGUGCCCACAUUUCUAGUCCUAACUCUAACCCUGAGGUCCCUGAUGAUGGAAAUUUGGUAUCAGGCUAUGGGUCAAAUACAGCAUCGUGCCAAGUCUCACUGGAGGAAUAUGAAGAAUUGAAAUCAGAGAAAGACAGCAUGACUGCGGAUCUUGCUAGGUGCGCUGAAAAUCUGGAAUUGACAAAAUCCCAGUUGCAUGAAACCGAGCAGCUUCUAGCUGAAGUUAAAUCACAAUUGGCUUCCGCACAUAAGUUGAAUAGCUUGGCUGAGACACAGCUGAAAUGUAUGGCAGAGUCAUACAGAUCACUUGAAGCUCAUUCAGAGGAGUUGGAAACUGAGGUGAACCUUCUGCAAGGAAAAGUAGAAACCCUGGUGAAUGAGCUUCAAGAUGAAAAGCGAUGUCAUUGGGAUGCUUUGACCAGAUGCAAGGAGCUAGAAGAGCAACUGAAAAUGAAAGCUUCAGCUACUGAGGUUGACCUCAAGACCAAACAAGAAAGAGAGAUAGCAUCUGCAGCUGAAAAGCUAGCAGAGUGCCAGGAGACCAUAUUUCAACUUGGAAAGCAGUUGAAAGCUUUCCGUUCUCAAACAGAACCUAUAGGAUCUCCACACUACGAGAGGAGUCAAAGAGGCGAAGGAUUUGCUGAAGAGGAACCCACCACCAGUGGCAUGAACUUGCAGGACUUUGAUCAGGCUGAAAUGGAUAGUACUGUUUCAGCAAACACACACAGAACAGGCGCCGAGUCGCCCAUGGAUUUGUAUAGCCAAGCGUGUAGUCCAUCUGAUACCGAAGGAAGCUUCUCAAGAUCACCAAUCAAUUCAAAGCAUUCAAAACACAGGUCUACAAUGUCGACGUCCUCAUCUUCCACUGUUGUUCAGACGCUGGAGAAACAUCCACGAGGUUUUAGCAGGUUCUUUUCCUCAAAAGGAAAGAAUGGCAAUUAGGCUUGCAGCUUGCAGGCAUAAUAAAGUAAUAAUAAUGUCCAAAGCACAAGAAAAUGGAGUCAUCUACCGCCAUUGGUGACUGGAAAGCUUAAAUGAUGCUUUGAACGCCAUGCCAUGUAAUUUUUGCCUGUAUAUGUUCCCAUGUCCCUUAGGCUAUUUUUUUUUAUUCUGUAAUUUCAUUGAAAAGAGACUUGGUUUCUGGACUGUUACAGUAUCUGAAUAUAAUCGUUCUACGUGGCAGUUGCAGUUUUA
This is a messenger RNA of Manihot esculenta (cassava), 3820 nucleotides long. RefSeq names its product filament-like plant protein 4. The coding region runs from base 275 to 3568 and encodes 1097 amino acids. The transcript has 6 exons. The record is from RefSeq and is a predicted model, not a curated record. NCBI's taxonomy places the organism in Eukaryota, Viridiplantae, Streptophyta, Magnoliopsida, Malpighiales, Euphorbiaceae.